Cavia porcellus (domestic guinea pig) is the source of this 5676-nucleotide messenger RNA. RefSeq names its product death associated protein kinase 1 (gene Dapk1). Bases 94 to 4386 code for a protein of 1430 amino acids. NCBI's taxonomy places the organism in Eukaryota, Metazoa, Chordata, Mammalia, Rodentia, Caviidae. Gene Ontology annotation, molecular function: TIR domain binding; ATP binding; protein serine/threonine kinase activity. The record is from RefSeq and is a predicted model, not a curated record. Gene Ontology annotation, biological process: intracellular signal transduction; positive regulation of canonical NF-kappaB signal transduction; positive regulation of apoptotic process. Gene Ontology annotation, cellular component: cytoplasm; nucleus. The transcript has 25 exons.
CACGAGGAGCAUCUAGAAGCGCAGAAGCGGUGGUGAUGCUUUGGGAAGCGGAGCUGGAACGCGCUGGGCUCCGGUGAGGCGUGCGGGUUUAUCAUGACGGUGUUCAGGCAGGAAAACGUGGAUGACUACUACGACACCGGAGAGGAGCUCGGCAGCGGACAGUUUGCAGUGGUGAAGAAAUGCCGAGCGAAGAGCACCGGGCUGCAGUAUGCUGCCAAGUUCAUCAGGAAGCGGAGGACCAAGUCCAGCCGGCGGGGUGUGAGCCGGGAGGACAUCGAGCGGGAGGUUGGCAUCCUGAAGGAGAUCCAGCACCCCAACAUCAUCACGCUGCACGAGGUGUAUGAGAGCAAGACGGAUGUUGUUCUGAUUCUGGAACUCGUUGCAGGUGGCGAGCUGUUUGACUUCUUAGCUGAAAAGGAAUCUCUGACUGAAGAGGAAGCGACUGAAUUUCUCAAGCAGAUUCUUAAUGGUGUUUACUACCUGCACUCGCUUCAGAUUGCGCACUUCGAUCUCAAGCCUGAGAACAUAAUGCUUUUGGAUAGAAAUGUUCCCAAACCUCGGAUCAAAAUCAUCGACUUCGGCUUGGCCCAUAAAAUUGACUUUGGAAAUGAAUUCAAGAACAUAUUUGGAACACCAGAGUUUGUCGCUCCCGAGAUAGUCAACUAUGAACCGCUGGGUCUUGAGGCAGAUAUGUGGAGUAUCGGAGUAAUCACCUAUAUUCUCCUAAGCGGGGCCUCCCCAUUUCUUGGGGACACUAAGCAAGAAACAUUAGCGAACGUAUCUGCAGUCAACUAUGAAUUCGAGGAAGAAUACUUCCGUAAUACCAGUGCCCUUGCCAAAGAUUUCAUCAGGAGACUUCUGGUCAAGGAUCCAAAGAAGAGGAUGACAAUUCAGGACAGUCUGCAACAUCCCUGGAUCAAGCCUAAAGAUACGCAACAAGCACUUAGUAGAAAAGCAUCAGCAGUAAAUAUGGAGAAAUUCAAGAAGUUUGCAGCCCGGAAAAAAUGGAAACAAUCCGUUCGCUUGAUAUCACUGUGCCAAAGACUGUCUAGGUCAUUCUUGUCCAGAAGUAACGUGAGUGUUGCCAGAAGUGAUGAUACGCUGGAUGAGGAGGACUCCUUCGUGAUGAAAGCCAUCAUCCAUGCCAUCAACGAUGACAAUGUCCCAGGCCUGCAGCACCUUCUGGGCUCAUUGUCCAACUACGAUGUUAACCAACCUAGCAAGCAUGGGACACCUCCAUUACUCAUUGCUGCUGGUUGUGGGAAUAUUCAAAUACUACAGCUGCUCCUAAAAAGAGGCUCAAGAAUUGAUGUCCAGGAUAAGGGCGGAUCCAAUGCUGUGUACUGGGCAGCUCGGCAUGGCCACGUGGACACUUUGAAAUUUCUCAGUGAGAAUAAGUGCCCUUUGGAUGUGAAGGACAAGUCUGGAGAGACAGCCCUGCACGUGGCAGCUCGCUAUGGCCACGCAGAUGUAGUUCAGCUUCUGUGUAGCUUCGGAUCCAAUCCUGACUUCCAGGACAAGGAAGAGGAAACACCCCUGCACUGUGCCGCUUGGCAUGGCUAUUACUCUGUGGCCAAAGCCCUCUGCGAAGCCGGCUGUAAUGUGAACAUCAAGAAUCGGGAAGGAGAGACACCGCUCCUGACAGCCUCCGCGAGAGGCUAUCAUGACAUCGUGGAGUGUCUGGCUGAGCACGGAGCCGAUCUGAAUGCCUGUGACAAGGAUGAGCAUAUUGCCCUUCAUCUUGCUGUGCGACGGUGUCAGAUGGAGGUCAUCAAGACUCUCAUAAGCCAAGGGUGUCCAGUCGACUUCCAGGACAGGCAUGGCAACACCCCACUUCACGUGGCCUGCAAAGAUGGCAAUGUGCCUAUUGUGGUGGCCCUCUGUGAAGCAAACUGUGCUUUAGACAUCUCAAACAAGUAUGGACGGACGCCUCUACACCUUGCUGCCAACAACGGGAUCCUUGAUGUGGUCCGAUACCUCUGUCUGAUGGGAGCCAGUGUGGAGGCACUGACCUUGGAUGGAAAGACAGCAGAGGAUCUUGCUAAGUCAGAACAGCACGAGCAUGUGGCAGGUCUCCUCGCAAGGCUCCGAAAGGACACGCAUCGAGGGCUCUUCAUCCAGCAGCUCCGUCCCACACAGAACCUGCAGCCGAGAAUCAAGCUCAAGCUCUUCGGCCACUCAGGCUCUGGGAAAAGCACCCUGGUAGAAUCUCUCAAGUGCGGGCUGCUGAGAAGCUUCUUCCGCAGGCGCCGACCCCGCCUCUCCUCCACCAGCUCCACUCGCUUCCCGCCAUCACCUCUGGCUACAAAACCCACCGUCUCUGUGAGCAUCAACAACCUGUAUCCGGGCUGUGAGAAUGUGAGCGUGAGAAGCCGCAGCAUGAUGUUUGAGCCCAGGCUCACCAAGGGGAUGCUGGAAGUGUUCGUGGCUCCAUCUCAUCAUCUGCACUGCUCGGCUGAUGACCAGUCCACCAAGGCCAUUGACAUCCAGAACGCCUAUUUGAAUGGAAUUGGCGAUUUCAGUGUGUGGGAGUUCUCCGGAAAUCCUGUGUACUUCUGCUGCUAUGAUUAUUUUGCUGUAAAUGAUCCUACAUCAAUCCACAUCAUUGUGUUCAGUUUAGAAGAACCCUAUGAGAUUCAGCUGAACCAAGUGAUUUUCUGGCUCAGUUUCCUGAAGUCUCUAGUCCCGGUGGAGGAACCCAUAGCCUUUGGUGGUAAGCUGAAGAACCCACUCCGAGUGGUCCUGGUAGCCACCCAUGCUGACAUCAUGAAUGUCCCUCGUCCAGCUGGAGGCGAGUUUGGAUAUGACAAAGACAUGUCAUUACUGAAGGAAAUCAGGAACAGAUUUGGGAAUGAUCUCCACAUUUCAAAUAAGUUGUUUGUGCUGGAUGCUGGAGCUUCUGGGUCUAAGGACAUGAAGGUACUUCGGAAUCACCUCCAAGAAAUUCGGAGUCAAAUAGUCUCGGGCUGCCCCCCCAUGACUCACCUGUGCGAGAAAAUCAUUUCCAUACUGCCAUCCUGGAGGAAGCUCAAUGGGCCCAAUCAGCUAAUGUCCCUGCAGCAGUUUGUAUAUGAUGUGCAAGACCAACUGAACCCCCUGGCCAGCGAGGAGGACCUCAGGCGCAUCGCACAGCAGCUCCACAGCAUAGGCGAGAUUAACAUCAUGCAGAGUGAAACGGUACAGGAUGUACUGCUCCUGGACCCUCGUUGGCUCUGCACUAAUGUUCUGGGAAAGCUGCUCUCAGUAGAGACACCCCGUGCCUUGCACCAUUACCGGGGCCGCUACACCAUGGAGGACAUUCAGCGCCUGGUGCCUGAUAGUGAUGUGGAGGAGUUGCUGCAGAUUCUGGACGCCAUGGACAUCUGUGCACGGGACUUGAGCAGUGGGACCAUGGUGGAUGUCCCUGCCCUGAUCAAGACUGACAACCUACAGCGCUCCUGGGCUGAGGAAGAGGAUGACAUCAUGGUGUAUGGCGGAGUGCGCAUUGUCCCUGUAGAGCAUCUCACUCCUUUCCCUUGUGGCAUUUUUCACAAGGUGCAGGUGAACCUGUGCCGCUGGAUCCACCAGCAGAGUGUCGAAGGUGAUGCUGACAUUCGCCUGUGGGUGAGUGGCUGCAAGGUCACCAACCGUGGGGCUGAGCUGUUAGUGCUGCUUGUCAACCAUGGCCAGGGCAUUGAGGUUCAGGUGCGUGGGCUGGAGACCGAGAAGAUCAAGUGCUGCCUGCUGCUGGACUCCGUGUGCAGCACCAUCGAGAACGUCAUGAGCACUACGUUACCAGGGCUGCUGACAGUGAAGCACUACCUGAGCCCACAGCAGCUUCGAGAGCACCAUGAGCCCAUCAUGGUCUACCAUCCCCGGGACUUCUUCCGAGCACAGACCCUGAGGGAGAGCUCCCUGACCAACACUAUGGGUGGGUACAGAGAGAGCUUCAGCAGCAUCACCUGCUUUGGAUGUCAUGAUGUCUACUCCCAGGCCAGCCUGGGCAUGGACAUCCAUGCAUCAGACCUGAACCUCCUGACCCGUAGGAAACUGAGUCGCCUGCUGGAUCCACCUGACCCCAUGGGGAAGGACUGGUGCCUUCUUGCCAUGAACUUGGGCCUCCCUGACCUUGUGGCCAAGUACAACAGCAGCACUGGGGCUCCUGGGGACUUCCUCCCCAGCCCCUUGCACGCGCUGCUGCAGGAAUGGACCUCCUACCCAGAGAGCACUGUGGGUGUCCUUGUGUCUAAACUGAGGGAGCUGGGGCGCCGGGAUGCUGCCGACUUUUUACUGAAGGCCUCCUCUGUGUUCAAAAUCAACUUUGAUGGCAGUGGCCAGGAGGCCUAUGCCUCAAGCUGCAACAGUGGCACAUCUUACAAUUCCAUCAGCUCUGUAGUUUCCCGGUGAGGGAGGCCAUGGCUUGAGCAAUGCCUCCAUGACUGCAGCAGCAAAGGGGCAUUAUCCGUCCUUCCCUGGGGUGCUGGGGCUUCCCUUCCUGUACCUGCAUCCUGAAGAUGCCCCCUUCCUCCUCUUCACCAUGUCACUUCCUCCUCUCCCUCACACAGUCUGUGUGUGGCUGGUCUUUCUUAUGCAGUGCACGCCCCAUCCUUCACUUUGGCCACUCAGAAACCUGGCUCCUGCCUCUCAGUGUUUUGGACACUGUCUGUGAUUUACAGUGCUUUCCUUCACAGUUUUAUUGGAAUUCCAAACUUUUCAGUGAAAUUUUUAAACUACUUUAUUGAUUGUCCUUUUAAAUAAGGAAAGAAAAGUGCACAUUUAUUUGCAAUGUGUAUUUCUUAUACUCUGUUCUUAAACUAGCUCCACAGCUUCUCUCUUUUGUAUUUGUAGGAAACUGAUGCUUGAACCCCACUAUAUGAUUUAUAAAUAGACAAUGUGAGUGCCUUUUGCAGAAGAGGGCGUGUUUGAAAUCAUCUGAGUCAGCCAGGAGCUGUCACCAAGGAAAUGCUACCUCUCUGUCCCUUCCGUAUGCUGAUUAUCACCAGUGGUGCUUCACCCUGAGUGUUUUUAUUUUGGGUGGGAAUGGGCAGUAUCUGUUUUUUGUGUGUUUUUGUUUUGGCUUGGUUUAGUUGGCAAGAAACGGGGAGGAAGGACUCUUCCUCUAGGAUGAUUUUAUGACCAGUGUUAUCGCUGUGAGAUGUUUUCCAGUUUGCUUUUGUUGAAACAUCCAUAUGAACAUGCACAAAAAACUCACAAACUGUCAUACUUUGUCAUUUUCCUCUCAUCUCAGGUAGAAAGUUGACACAGUUGCAGAGUUGUGGAGACCUGUAUAAAAAAUCAGAAUACCUGGACUCGUGAUUUGUGGCAGUCUGUUUUAAUUGGUAUAUAGCAGAUAGUUUCCACAUUUAGAUCCUGCUUGGAUCACUUCUUAUACUUGAAGUCUUAAAAGAAAGAGAGGAAGCAAGUUUUCUUGCAGUGAUUUCAAAUUGUAAUAGAAUUUUAGAUUAAUAUGAAGGAACAUGUUUUAAUUCUGUCCCAAGGCGCAUGUAUGUUACUGUUAUAUCAUCUAUAUAUAUCUAUAUAUAGGUAUCUCUCUGUCUAUCUAUAUAUAUAUAUCUGCGCACUAUGUAUAUACUUAUAUAUUAAUACUGGUAUUUUUACUUAUCUGUAAUAUGUCUUUGAAGAAUUAAGUUUGUUUCCCUUCCUUUUUUAAAAAAAAAUAUACCAUUGCUUAUUGCA